AUGAGUCGCUGCUUCUACUCCCGUGAAGUCUGGAAGGGACGUGUCCUGGACGGCACGUCGUCGUCGGAGUCGUCAGACUCGGCCCACGACCAGGACGUCGACGUCAUACAGCUCGACGUGUUGGCUGAGGACCUCAUGAUGGAGGAUCCUGACAAGGAGAAUAGGGCGCCGUCCCCCUGGGAGGAGGAGGAGAAGGCCCAGGUUUCACCCCCAUGUGAGGCUCUUGACUUCAUGCACGCGUGGCUGGAGCAGUGUCGGAUGCCGCCGCCGCCGCCACGCGAUCCGGGGCCAGGAGGACCGGCUGUGGCACGCAAAGUGCCGAUUAAACCGCUCGCCCCGUACAAGGACGAUAAGGUCCCAACACCAUGGGUGGGGGCAAACGCCCAGGACCCCCUCGGGCUGUUAACGCCUGUGCCCACUAAGAGUAGCACUCCUCGCCGUAAAUCAUCAUCAGUAUGCACGCAGACGCCAGUACGUCGAACGAAGGAGAAGUCGACUCAGACUACUGGACCUGCUACUUCAGCUGCUGUCAGCCUUCCCUCUGCUACUUCAACUGCUGCCAGUCCGCCUGUCAACCUUCCCUCUGUGGUGCCAUUGAUGUCAGUCCGUCGGCCUGCGUUAGUCGUUCCCCCCAGGCGCAUCAGAGUGAUGCCCCCUUCCCCUUCGUCUAUGCCGCGUGUUCGUGAGACUGUCCCAGUACCCUACCCUCACCAUUGGCCGCGCAGGGCUUGGCCUAGAUAUUACUCAGUGCGGGGGCCGAGACCUGGGUCCUACUGGACCGUACUGGACCAGCCGUGGGCCAGUUGA
Molecule: messenger RNA, 807 nt
Organism: Thrips palmi
Lineage: Eukaryota; Metazoa; Arthropoda; Insecta; Thysanoptera; Thripidae
Product: amyloid beta A4 precursor protein-binding family B member 1-interacting protein-like
Exons: 4
Coding region: 1-807 (268 amino acids)
Source: RefSeq, a predicted model, not a curated record